AUGAGAGGCCUAGCAUUGAUCUCACUGGGAGAGGCGAUUGACACUGCACAGCCCGGCCACGAGCCUUCCUGCAAGGUAUACAUAGAGGGCUAUCUCACCGUCGCCGCGUCGGCAUAUUGCUUCCACUCGGUUUCUCCCGGCGACUGUAAAGACUGUCUCCAUAAGACUCGGACCCGGCUCAUGGACAAAGUGUGCGCAGGUUCAUUCGGAGGCCAGCUCGAAGUCGGCGAUUGUUGGGUCAAGUAUGACGCCACUAGGUUUUGUUGA
Molecule: messenger RNA, 267 nt
Organism: Linum tenue
Lineage: Eukaryota; Viridiplantae; Streptophyta; Magnoliopsida; Malpighiales; Linaceae
Source: the annotation of a GenBank genome assembly